This is a messenger RNA of Dentiscutata erythropus, 1155 nucleotides long. Lineage: Eukaryota; Fungi; Glomeromycota; Glomeromycetes; Diversisporales; Gigasporaceae. The record is from the annotation of a GenBank genome assembly.
AUGCUAACUAUUUUAACAGGCAAUUCGGAUAUAGCAACAUUUAUAACUGAUCGAGAUUUAGCACUUAUGAUUGCAAUUUCUACUGUACUUCCUAAUUCAAAACAUCAACUGUGUACUUGGUAUAUUUUUAAAAAUAUUAAAAAUAAGCUAAAGGGCAUAAACAUUAACAAAUUUAUUCAAACAGUUCGAGAACUUAUGUAUAAUGAUCUUUCGGAAAGUCAGACAGAACAGGAAAUUAAAGAACUUUGCUUGCAAAAAUAUCAAGAAACUACACAAAAGUUUGCAUAUAAAGCAUUCUUAUAUCAGAACACACAUAUAUAUGAUGAUAAAGAUACAGGUUUAAAAGAGUUACAUUUAGUCUGCUCAAAGUUUGCAUUUGAAACAUUUGUUAAGCGACAAAAAGAUCUAGUAAUAUCUGGAGAGUACGGUGUUUUAAAAUAUAAUCACAAUAUAUAUAAGAUAGUACAAAUUGACGAUAAAGUAGAUCAAGUAUAUGUUGUUAUAUCUAUCUGCAUUUCACCAAAUGAAAUUUAUCAACAUUGGCAUGCACAAUACACUCCAGAAAUUGGUUGUGUUUCCCAACUUGCUGUGCAGAUUUUUGAAAAGCUUCCAGAAUGUUAUCACAAUGAUUUAUUGAAUCUUAUGCAAAAUGCAUUGGAAUAUAUCCUUGAAAAUGGUAAGAGUAUUUUUGAGACAACCAGCAUUGAUAAUGCUACAAAUUAUAAAGAUAUUAAAUUGCUUAAGGCUAAAAAAUUAAGUAGCAUUGAUACUAUGGUGUCUAAAAAGGCUAAAAAAUUGAGCAGCAAUGAUACUAUGAUGUCAGGCAUAAAACUUAAUCCACUUAUUCUCCAUAAUGCAGUAUUACAGCCAGAGUGCCUACAAAAGUAUUGGUUUUAUGUACUAGAAUAUGCUCAGCUAGCAUCAGAUACAUUUAACAUUCCAAUAGCAGUAUUUGGAGUAGAUUCUACUUCAAGUUUUCUUUUUUUACUAUUCAAUCAAAAACCUGGAAGGCACAAAAAACCCAUUAUUUUGAAUUGGUAUAAGUAUAGUUAUAUAGUAUUUGUAAAACUCAAGCCAAAUAGAGAUAUACAAGUUUCAUCUUUAAAUUCCCAAUAUAUACCUGCUUGUCAUCACUUAGGCAUUUCUGAAGAAUAG